Messenger RNA from Morus notabilis, 1671 nucleotides. RefSeq names its product pyrophosphate--fructose 6-phosphate 1-phosphotransferase subunit beta. Gene Ontology annotation, molecular function: ATP binding; 6-phosphofructokinase activity; diphosphate-fructose-6-phosphate 1-phosphotransferase activity. The coding region runs from base 1 to 1671 and encodes 556 amino acids. Gene Ontology annotation, cellular component: cytosol. The transcript has 16 exons. The record is from RefSeq and is a predicted model, not a curated record. Gene Ontology annotation, biological process: photosynthesis; fructose 6-phosphate metabolic process; response to glucose. Lineage: Eukaryota; Viridiplantae; Streptophyta; Magnoliopsida; Rosales; Moraceae.
AUGGCGAGCACCGGCAAGGCGGCUGGGGCGGGGCGAUCGUUGUCGGAGUACAGCGAGGUCCAGAGCAGCCGCCUCGACGUUCACCUUCCUCUUCCUUGCGUUCUAAGAAACCCCUUCAAUCUCGUCGACGGCCCUCCUAGCUCUGCUGCUGGAAAUCCAGAAGAGAUAGCAAAGUUGUUUCCAAACCUAUUUGGACAGCCUUCGGCAAUGCUCAAGUCGGCUACUACUUCCGGGGCGGCAGCGGAUCAAAGUCUGAUUAUUGGAGUUGUCCUGUCUGGAGGACAAGCCCCUGGUGGACACAAUGUGAUUUCUGGGAUUUUUGAUUACUUACAACAACGCACGAAAGGAAGCACUUUGUAUGGAUUUAAGGGUGGUCCUGCUGGGAUCAUGAAGUGUAAAUAUAUUGAGCUAUCUGAAGAGUUUGUCUAUCCCUACAGAAAUCAGGGUGGCUUUGAUAUGAUUUGUAGUGGUAGAGACAAAAUUGAGACUCCUGAACAGUUUAAGCAAGCUGAAGAAACAGCAAAGAAGCUUGACCUGGAUGGGCUUGUAGUCAUUGGUGGGGAUGACUCAAACACUAAUGCUUGCCUCCUUGCAGAAAACUUCAGGAGUAAAAAUUUGAAAACACGGGUUACUGGAUGUCCGAAGACCAUUGACGGUGAUCUCAAAUGCAAAGAGGUUCCCACAAGUUUUGGAUUUGACACUGCAUGCAAGAUAUAUGCAGAAAUGAUUGGAAAUGUGAUGAUAGAUGCACGUUCGACUGGGAAAUAUUACCACUUUGUGAGGCUUAUGGGUCGGGCAGCUUCUCAUAUAACCUUGGAGUGUGCUCUGGAGACGCAUCCAAACAUUACAAUUAUUGGGGAAGAGGUUGCUGCUAAGAAGCAGACACUCAAGAAUGUGACAGACUACAUUACAGAAAUAAUCUGCAAACGCGCAGAACUUGGUUACAAUUACGGAGUCAUACUUAUUCCAGAGGGCCUGAUUGAUUUUAUCCCCGAGGUACAGCAACUAAUUGCAGAGCUCAAUGAGAUCCUAGCUCAUGAUGUUGUUGACCAAGAAGGCACGUGGAAGAAGAAACUCUGCAGCCAAUCGCUCGACCUCUUUGAGUUUUUGCCUCCUGAAAUUCAGGAGCAACUGCUUCUUGAGAGGGACCCACAUGGGAACGUGCAGGUUGCCAGGAUAGAGACAGAGAAAAUGCUUAUUCAGAUGGUGGAAACUGAGCUGAAUAAAAGGAAACAUGAGGGCAAAUACAAGGGGCAAUUCCAAGGACAGUCUCACUUUUUUGGCUAUGAGGGUAGAUGCGGUUUGCCUUCGAACUUUGACGCGAACUAUUGCUAUGCAUUGGGCUACGCUGCUGGAGCCCUCCUUCAUUCUGGAAAGACUGGAUUGAUUUCUUCAGUGGGGAAUUUGGGUGCUCCAGUUGAGGAAUGGACUGUUGGUGGAACAUCAUUGACGUCCUUAAUGGAUGUGGAGAGAAGACAUGGGAAGUUCAAGCCUGUGAUUAAGAAGGCCAUGGUGGAGCUUGAAGGUGCACCAUUCAAAAAGUUUGCAUCCUUGAGGGACGACUGGACCCUGAAGAAUCGUUAUGUCAAUCCAGGUUCGGUUCAGUUUGUUGGUUCAACGGCAAAUGCAAUCAAUGAAACUUUAAUUCUGGAGCUCGGAGCACAAGCUUAG